Messenger RNA from Gymnodraco acuticeps, 4626 nucleotides. RefSeq names its product eosinophil peroxidase (gene epx). NCBI's taxonomy places the organism in Eukaryota, Metazoa, Chordata, Actinopteri, Perciformes, Bathydraconidae. The transcript has 17 exons. The coding region runs from base 1 to 2655 and encodes 884 amino acids. Gene Ontology annotation, molecular function: peroxidase activity; calcium ion binding; heme binding. Gene Ontology annotation, biological process: response to oxidative stress. The record is from RefSeq and is a predicted model, not a curated record.
AUGGACGCAGCACUCAUGGUGUCUGUCUCUCUGCUUGGACUGGCUCUUGUCCUGCUCUCCUUCCCUGAGCGUGCUUCACUGAGCAGAGUAUUUGACAACACCUCAGGAUCUGUGUAUCCAGGAUCUGUCUUUGUGAAGGAGGCUCUUCAGAGGGCCAUCGAGCUGACUGAUGCUGCUUACUCCCGCACAAGUGAAAGGCUGAAGAAGUCUCUGUCCGAAGGCGCUUUGAGACCCAGUGACCUGCUGGCCCAGUUCAAACAGACUGAAGCCAGAACCAGGACUCAGAUCCGAGCGGCCGAGCUGCUGGACAACACGGUGGAGCUGAUCAGAGAGAUGGUGUACACCCACACCAUGGUGCAGCCCGACCCAAAGGAGCUUCUGAGUGACAUGGACAUGGAGGAGCUGCUGCUGGUGACCGGCUGCUCCACUGAGCUGCAGAGACCCAGCUGUGAGUCCGACUGUCUGUCCGAGCGCUACAGGUCCGUCACGGGAGAGUGCAACAACAGACAGAAUCCCAGAUGGGGGGCUGCAAACAUCCCAUAUUCCCGCUGGCUGCCUGCAGAGUAUGAGGAUGUGUGGGGGGUACCCAGAGGCUGGGAUCCUCAGCACACCUACAAUAACGCCACUCUGCCUCCAGUGCGGAGGGUGUCUCAGGAGGUUCUGUUCACUCACAACGACAACAUCUCUCUGGACUCGGCCCUGUCCCACCUGCUGGUGGAGUGGGGUCAGUGGAUCGACCACGACGUGGUGCUGACCCCUCAAAGCCCCAGCACUGCCGCCUUCAGGACCGGAGCGGACUGCACACGCACCUGCAGCCGGGACGCACCCUGCUUCCCCAUACAGAUCCCUCUGUCAGAUCCUCGCCACGGGGUCCAGAGUUGCAUGCCCUUCUUCCGCUCUGCUCCCAGCUGUGUCCCGUCUUACCGCCACCGAGAGCAGCUCAACGCCAUCACCUCCUUCGUGGACGCCAGCAUGGUGUACGGCAGCUCCAGCAGCCUGGCCUCGGCCCUGAGGAACAGCUCCUGUCGUCUGGGCUCCAUGACCCUCAACUCCCAGCACUCAGACCAGGACCUGGCCUACAUGCCUUUCCUGCCGCGCCUGCAGGCUCAUCUGGACCCCUGCGGCCCCCGAAACUCCUCCAGCUCUCGGGCAUCGGACAGAUCCAGCCACCAGGGGAACACCACAUCCUGCUUUCAAGCUGGUGAUUCCAGAGCGAAUGAGCACCUGGGUAUGAUCGCUCUGCACACACUCUUUCUGAGAGAGCACAACAGGCUGGUCAGAGAGCUGCACCUGCUCAACCCUCACUGGAGCCCGGACACACUCUACCAGGAGGCCCGCAAGAUCAUGGGAGCCAUCCACCAGAUCCUCACAUGGGAGCACUAUCUCCCGCGGGUCCUCGGUAAGAGCACCAUGUCUCGCCUAAUGCCUCCCUACGAGGGUUACGACCCUGAGGUGGAUCCCAGCAUCGCUAACGCCUUCGCUGCUGCCGCUUUCCGUUUCGCCCACGUCACCGUACAUCCAGUGGUGACCAGGCUGGGUCCGGGAUACACCCCUAACUCUCAGCAUCCUCCGCUGCCACUGCAUCAUUCACUGUUUGCCUCUUGGAGGGUCGUGCAGGAAGGUGGUAUAGACCCUGUGCUGCGUGGUCUGUUGCUGUCUCCGGCCAAGCUGCAGACCCCCGGGCAGAUGAUGGUGGAGGAGCUGACGGAGAGGCUGUUUCAGGCUCAGGGGGGGAUGCCUCUGGACCUCGGGGCCCUUAACCUGCAGAGGGGCCGGGAUCACGGCCUGCCUGGAUACGGCUCGUGGAGGAAGUCCUGCAGCCUCUCUGUUCCUAACACCACAUCAGACCUGGCAGAACUCCUGGGAAACUUCACGUUGGCUCACAAACUGCAGCUCCUGUAUGGGACGCCGCAGAACAUCGAUAUGUGGGUGGGGGCGAUCUCUGAGCCCGCUCUGCCCGGAGGAAGAGUCGGACCACUGCUGUCCUGCCUGCUGGCAAGACAGUUCAGAGCGCUGAGGGACGGGGACAGGUUCUGGUGGGAGGUGGAGGGAGUGUUCAGCAGCUCCCAGAGGAGACACCUCCACGCCGUCUCUCUGUCCCGCAUCAUAUGUGACAACAGCCGCAUCACUCACGUCCCCGUUGACCCCUUCUCACGCACCGAGAGGCCAGAGGACAUGCUGCCCUGUUCUCACCCACUCAUCACCCACCUCGACCUCAGCCCGUGGAAAGAACCAGACACAAAUCCCAGCUGUGGUCCCAUACCCAGGAUUCAGUCUGGCUACUCUCUUCUCUGUGGCUCUGUGAUUCUGUUUCAGUGUCACUCUGGCUUCAAGCUGCUGGGAUCUUCAUCCAUCAGCUGUGAUCCAAACAGCCAGCAGUGGAGCCCCACACCCCCAACAUGUCAAGAUAUAAACGAAUGUGAAGAGCAAACUUCUGUCUGCCCACAAAACUUGGAGUGUCUCAACACGCCAGGCUCCUUUAUCUGCUCAGAACCCUCCUCGCUGUCGGUCGUCUCUGUCGUCUCUGUCGUCGCUGCAGUGAUAGUGGUGAUCGGUAGUGUGGCCGCACUGAUAGUUAUCAUGAUCUUUUAUCCAAGAUAUUUCCCCAAGAAAGAAGAGUUGGUCAAUGCUGGAUGUUGCCAGGGGAAAAGUUAAAAAAAGAGUUUGGUAAAUGUAUGUUCGUUCUCCAUCAGUAUGUUAUAUAAAAACUAACUUACAGUAUUCAUUAUUUCAAGUUGCAAACAGUGUAUAUUGAUCUGUGUAGAGGUAGAAUGUUUUCUCGUUUCAAUUUAUAAUAACCAUAUAAGGUGUGAUAAUCAUUUUUCAACAGUUUGUAUCGCUGAUUAUACUCAUUCAUUUGCAAGUCAAACUACUUAUUAAUUAAGGUUGUAAUCUGUGUGAUUAGGUCAUGAAAACAGAACAACAAGCUUACCAAAGACCUUUUAAAUCCGGAUGCUGAAAUCUUACAGGAAUGUCAGCUCCAAAAACAGAUUUUCAUACCUCAAAGCCCCUCUGAGCGGCUCCCUGUGCCUGAAUCCUGCUUACAAAUCUGUUAAAUAACAGAGCGUUUAUUACCGGGGGUUACCCGGCUGUUCCUGCCCACGACCUUAAUCGAAAGCCAGAUCAGCGCCAUGCCCUUAAGGAAGUACAGAUGGCAGUUUAUGGCCAUUCUGAGCUGGGGCAGGGGGCUAUAUUUAGAGAAAAACCUCUAAAACUAAAUGUAUGAAAAACUAGAAUUACAAUUAUUUCACGAUUUCUUGAGUUAUGGCCACAAAGAUGUUUUGUGAGGUCAGUGACCUCCAAAUUUGAAGAAAUGUCCUCAAGGCAUUCCUUAAAUGAGUCUUAGACAAACAGACAAGAAAACAUAAAUACCUCCUGCCAUAAAAACUCAGAUAUGAUUAGAUAUUAAAGUGGAACAUUUUACAAGAAAUUCUCAAAAACUUUAAAAUAAAGUCUAAAGAACUUGAGUUUUUUGUGUCAAGGAAACACAUUGGCUGGUUCAGUUUCAUCUCAAAUGCAAACAAGGAGUUUUUUCUCUGAAUAUCAGCCACUUGUUUUUUGAUAACCUACAAUUUGACAAAUUAUACAAAUGUUUCUGUGUCAUCUGGUUCUGAUCAAAUGAAUCCCUGUGACGUUCCCACACUAAACAUCGCAAAGGGCCUAAAUCAAAGACAAACCAGCUGCUUCAUUUAUCUGCUAUCAGAUUUUAUUCAAGCGAGACCUAUAAAUCACACACAGUACAAAGGAGAUGUAGUGAGGCUUCAAUGUGUUGUCUUUAAUGGAGUGUUUUGAUUAUCAGUACACUGAGGUUAGGCGCCUUACAAGCCUAAAAAAGGCUAAGAAGCAGUUAUUAUUGCACUUUCUGAAACAAUAUUCAUUAUUUUAAAAUUGUUCAUUCAUAAUAACUAAUCUAUACUGUAAAGCACAACCAAUACACAUUGUAUAAUAUGGCUACAUUCAUGCAAUGUUAUGUAUGACUUUUAAUUGUCUUUACAUCCUCUUCAUUGCAUAAAAAACAUUUCAUAUUGCAAUCACUUGUAUUAAAGCUUGUUCAUUUUCGGACUACAUUGUGAAACUGUCACCAUUUUGAGCGUGGGGAUGUCAUAACUAAAUCAUUAACAAUAUUUAUAUAAUGAAGUGCAGGUCAGGCUGACAUGAAGCUGUUUCUAUUGUGUGAAUUUGAAAGGCAUCGAGGACAGGUAGUGCAGGAGGGCAUCAACACAUGUAAGGCCAUGCUGAGAGAAAGUCUGUUGUGUUUGAGCCGAUAGCCGAGAACUAGUGUGAAUUAUAUUUAUGUAAAAAUACUUGUUGUGAAAAAACCACAGAUAUUGCUUAUCUCACAGUAGAACUAUAACAUUACAUACAAAUAUGUAAUACUUGAGGUAAGAGACCAACUAAACUCUCUACACUGCUGUCAUGCGUUGUGCUCACCUUUACAUGAUACAUAAAGUCUAUUAGGAUCAACAUGAGAAGUUUACUCCACCGGGGAGAAUUACUGGAGGCCUGCAGUAUAACAGAAAUAUAUUUUACAUAUCUGGGAAUAAUGCUUUUUUUAAUGUCAUGUUUCCUUCUUGCUGUGCUGGUUUAACUCUUUGUAAUAUUGAAUAAAAGAGGCACAUGAACUUU